CAUUCUUUUAAUACUCUUCCAUUAAUCCUCUUCACUCCAUUCUCCAAUGGCCGAAGAAUUUCAAGAAUCCGAAGUUAUUUUCUCCGAUCUUCGCGAUCACACCCGUUACCUCCGCCGUGACGACGACGAUUUCUUCAAUUUCAACUCCCGCCGUGGAAUAAUCCUUGCGCCACCGCGAACUAAGUAUCAUCACCGAACAACCAUGCGCGACGGCUGCGUCCGCCUCUCGAAGAAGGAAAUCGCCAGGUCGCUUCCGGUAAGAAUUCCGGAAAGAAGCUUCCACAGGACGGCGGAGGAAGACGACGACAUGGACGAAGAGGAAAUAAUUCCACCGCACUUAGUAACGGAGCGACGAGUUGCCAGAAAAAUGGCGUUCUCCGUUUGUACCGGCAAUGGACGGACGCUGAAGGGACGAGAUUUGAGCCGAGUAAGGAAUUCGAUUCUUCGGAUGACUGGAUUCUUAGAAACGUAAUCAAUCGCAACGAAAAACGAACGACGGCCGCGAUCGGACGAUCAUUUCCGAUCUCUUUUUUUUCCCUCAAAUUAAAGAGGAAGGCGAAAAAGCUUCUUCUUCAAUGAAAUUUAAUUAUAAUUUGGGGAUUUGAAUUUGAAUUUUACCAAAUAAUUAUCAAAACUGAAAUUGUAUUUUUUUUUUUUUUAUGUUAUAAGAAAAAACAAAAGAUGAAUUAAUGAAAUUUUGAGCCGA
Molecule: messenger RNA, 706 nt
Organism: Cucumis melo (muskmelon)
Lineage: Eukaryota; Viridiplantae; Streptophyta; Magnoliopsida; Cucurbitales; Cucurbitaceae
Exons: 1
Coding region: 47-472 (141 amino acids)
Source: RefSeq, a predicted model, not a curated record